AAAUUUCAGUUUGGAAUCCAACGUCGAGCUGACUUCAACAAUUAAGUGAAUUUUGGUUCUACUGCACUUAAAUUUUUGCUAAAAAAAAUGAGUUCUUCUAAACAUUACGCUAAAGGCUCCCCCAAGCCUGUGCUCCCGGAAGAUGGACUCCUUCGGCUGUACUCCAUGAGGUUCUGUCCCUAUGCCCAGCGUGCCCAUCUCGUCCUUAAUGCCAAGAAUGUGCCCUACCACACGGUGAACAUCAAUCUCACCGAGAAACCUGAGUGGCUAGUGGACUUCAGCCCGCUGCUAAAGGUUCCUGCCCUGCAGGUGGUGGAGGAGAAGGAUCAGCCCUCUCUUAUCGAGUCGCUGAUAAUCUCCGAGUAUUUAGAUGACAAGUACCCGGAGUAUCCGCUCCUGCCCAAGGAUCCCUUGAAGCGGGCCCAGGACAAGAUCCUGCUGGAACGCUUCAGCGGCAUCACCAAUGCCUUCGUGAAGAUCCUGCUGGAGGGCACUGGUCUGGAGGAUUACUGGGUGGCGCUGGACAUCUUUGAGAAGGAGUUGACCAAGCGGGGCACCGCCUUCUUUGGCGGCGACAAGCCCGGUUUCGUGGACUACAUGAUCUGGCCCUGGUUCGAGCGCCUGUCUGUGAUUGAGUAUAGGCUUCCUGAGGAGUAUAACUUCGACGAGAAGCGCUUCCCCAAGAUUACUAAGUGGAUUGCCGAUCUGAAGGCGGAUUCGGUGGUCAAGUCCUUCAUUGCCACUCCUGAGCAGCACAAUGAGUUCUGGCGGACCCGCAAGGCCGGCAAUCCCAACUACGAUCUGCUGGCUUAGAUCAGUACUUACAAUUAAUUUUAAAAAAA
Messenger RNA from Drosophila suzukii, 842 nucleotides. RefSeq names its product Glutathione S transferase O3 (gene GstO3). Lineage: Eukaryota; Metazoa; Arthropoda; Insecta; Diptera; Drosophilidae. Gene Ontology annotation, molecular function: glutathione dehydrogenase (ascorbate) activity; glutathione transferase activity. The record is from RefSeq and is a predicted model, not a curated record. Gene Ontology annotation, biological process: glutathione metabolic process. Gene Ontology annotation, cellular component: cytoplasm.